Molecule: messenger RNA, 1612 nt
Organism: Empidonax traillii (willow flycatcher)
Lineage: Eukaryota; Metazoa; Chordata; Aves; Passeriformes; Tyrannidae
Gene: FAM180A
Product: family with sequence similarity 180 member A
Exons: 3
Coding region: 186-704 (172 amino acids)
Source: RefSeq, a predicted model, not a curated record
AUCCCGAGGAGACUUGGUUUGGGAAAGGAGCUGCACACUGACUUCAGCUGUACUCAGAAGAACAGACAGGUUCUUCUUCAAAGGGGGAGGGGGAGAGGAAAAGCCAUUAUUUAUUCCUGAAAAGAAAGGAGGUGGGAAAUUAAAAAGCUACUAUACAGAUAGACACACGUAUUUUAAAGAGAAGGAUGCUUUGGAAGACUUUGCUGCUGCUGCUGUUUUAUUACAGUGCUCAUGCCACUGUGACCCACAGAUGGAGCAGAGCUAUGCUAUUUCCAGCUGCUCAGCGAUUCAAGAGGUCCUCAGCUGCCUUCCUUAACCCAGUGUUACAAAACUCACUGGAAGAUGUGGUCCUGCUUUACGAGUUUCUUUUAGCUGAGCUUGACAUUGACAAAGGUCAGAGGAUCUCCAUCAAAGAUGAGGAGCUUGCUUCACUGAGGAAGGCUGCUGAGUUUGACACCAUCUGCAAUGAGAUUAUCCCCAAGAGCAUCACAGAGAUCCGCAGGCUGAGUAGCAGGCUCUCUUCCUACCCAAGGGUCCUCAAGAAAGAAGACUUUGAAAGGACAGUGCUGACCAUGGUCUACACAGCCUACAGAGCUGCUCAGUCCCAGGGGCACCAGAAGGACAUUUGGGCUCAGUCCUUUGUCAGUCUUUACAAAGCCCUGAAGCACGACUUGAUGUUCCCAUACAACAAACAGCCAUCAUAGUGGGAGACUAGAUGCAACAGCAACUUAGCCACCUCUUUUGGUUGAUAAUGGACAUAUGUAGCACGUCCACCACUUUAUUCUGUAAAGAGUUUAAUAGCCCGCUUUGUGAAAGAUUAUUUGUUUUCUAGCUCCCUCUUGUGGAAUCCACUUUAAAGUUCCAUUUUAAAUGGUGCAAAAUGUCCAGUCCUGAGAAUUAAAUUUUUGUGCUGGCUUGGAGACACACAAGCAAAGUAGUGAGUCUAGGGUACACCCAGACAAACCCUGGCUUCAUCCUUUGGGUUUCCUAUAAACAAUAAAUAAGUAUACUAUGCUUAUGCUUACAUCCUUAUAUGUAACUGCUGGAGAGUGUUACUUUCAUAGCUAGGGAAACAAGUUCAUGUUUUGACUGGCCAGUAAAAGAAUAUUAUAAAUAGAUGCAAAGGCCCUCUGUAAAAGGAAGAAGUUUCAUAACUGUCAGCGUUCAGAAAUUAUGCCAUAUAUUAUUCAUUCCAAAUGUUCCUGUAAAUAAGCACUCUCUGAUUCACUUCAUUUGGCUGAGCCAGUUUUUAAUUGCAAUAACAUUUGCAGAAAACAAAGGGCAUUGUGAACACCAGCAGCAAACAAUGCCUGUGAACGUAUUCCCUGCUUCCUAGAGCUGCCCUCCCUAACAGUCUGCAAUGAUUCUUUCAUUAUUUGCACACGGCUUUGCUUCUGCUGUUUUUAAUUUUUUUUGAAAGGAACAUGUAUUUGUUCACAGUGGAAUCAAAGGCAAGACAAAGGCCCUAUUUAAGUUAAUAAUGACACAGUUUUCCUGGUUCUGUCACUUGAACAUAGGUCAUCUAAACCCAUGCUUCAGAAUCCCCCUGAGGCAAAGGAGGAAGGUGCAUUAAAACAUACCUGGUGCUGAAUCUAGCACUGUAGCUCAUGGG